Haemonchus placei is the source of this 1443-nucleotide messenger RNA. The record is from the annotation of a GenBank genome assembly. NCBI's taxonomy places the organism in Eukaryota, Metazoa, Nematoda, Chromadorea, Rhabditida, Trichostrongylidae.
AUGCCAGCGCAACUGCUAUUCUUCAUGGAACGUAUUAACACACAGAUCUCUCAAGGAUUCGAGAUUCUGGUUCUCGCUCAAGCAUAUCUAGGAAAAACUAAUGCUGAAGUUAUAUCUUCUAUGGAACGGCAGUAUGCCGAGCAGAAGGCGAAGUUCGAGAAAUGGAAAAUUGAUAACAGUCGGCAAAUUGGAACUGAAUCCUACAAUAAGUAUGUGCAGCAGUUUCUUCAAUGGGAAAAGGAGGUAUUCGAAAAAAAAGCCAAAGUCGCUGCACUUGUUCAGUCAGAAGCGGCAAUCGCCGCAGGGCCAGCGAAUGUUGAUUCGAUUCUUGGCCAAUUGCUAGAUGACGUUCUUCCUAUGGAGUUUUUGAUGGCCCUUGUGACUGUUCACAUGAAGGAUAACACAUUUCUUCCUUGUGUGAUAGAAAACUUCAGAAAAGCUCAAACUGGUGAGUUGGAUCAAUCGAAGCUUCUGGUUUCUGCAGCGCAGUACCACCCUGCCGUUGCCCCAACGCCACAAUAUUAUCAUCCUGUUGGAACCGCAUCGCACACAGGAUUGACACUGCAUACAGUACCUAACACAGCAGUGACGUGGGCCACAACUGCUGCACCGGCGGGUCCUAAAUAUAGGUUACUGACUGCUGGUAAGCCCUCUGAUCACGGGAAGAAGGCUGUUCCUGAAUUGGAAAAUGACAAGGAAGCUCUAUCAAGUGACACCGAUGGAAGCGUUGAAAAGUCUGUCGUAGGAAGAAAAAAAGCAAUGGGUAAAAGAUGCCGUGGUAGUGAAUUGAUUGGUGCCGGAAUGGCGAGGGUUCAAUUAAUUCGGAUUUCUCAAUAUGAUCCGUUUAGUAUAAUCCACGCAAUAGACGACAGCGGAUCUAAAAGUUUGCAAUGUCUCAAAGACAUCAGUGAGAAAGCUGUGCGGAGAGUGAAAAUGUUUGUGAGCCAACCGAUCAAGGAGCAUACAUUGCAAUGCUUCAUCAGUAAAGUGCAAGCGAAAAAAGAAGCCAAAGAGUCUGGAAGAAUUGCGCAGAACUGUGAAGUGAAACGAGGUGACGACGUGUUCCCCCAGCCACUGCAACGACAGAAAAGCAGAGAAGUACGGUUCCUUUUCACUAUUGGCUGGAAACCGUCACUGGCUAAAAGACUUGCUUUUCAGAUUGUCAAGAAUCAGAAAGAGACAUUCAGUCUGCUGAGGGAUGACAGCACCGAAGACGACCUUGAGUUAAACGCUGAGGUAGCUCUUGAUGUCAGCAAAGGAAAAGUCAAGUUGGUGAACAUGCCAGAAACACCAGAGAUUAUGUCAAGUGCUUUAAGAAAUUGUCGUUCAAGUCACAUUCGUCGACCUCAUCUAAGAGUAGUCGGAGAAGAAAGUCAGACACUCCGAAAAGUGGUCGAAGACGGGGAUCAGACUCCUCCAGGCGUGGUCGGAACCUCAGCUUAG